Chrysochloris asiatica (Cape golden mole) is the source of this 1347-nucleotide messenger RNA. It is a transcript of the gene ZNF70, whose product is annotated as zinc finger protein 70. Bases 1 to 1347 code for a protein of 448 amino acids. NCBI's taxonomy places the organism in Eukaryota, Metazoa, Chordata, Mammalia, Afrosoricida, Chrysochloridae. Gene Ontology annotation, biological process: negative regulation of transcription by RNA polymerase II; regulation of immune system process; regulation of cytokine production. The record is from RefSeq and is a predicted model, not a curated record. The transcript has a single exon.
AUGGAAGUCCCCCCAGGAACCAAGUUUGGUGAGACCUUUGCAUUUGAGGACAGGUUAGAGAUUCAGCAAGAACUUUUCUCAGGAGAGGACCUGGGGAAUUCUUUUCUUCAGGACCAAGGUCUGGGGCACAUGACUGUUAUCUAUAAGGAGAUCCCUCUUAGGGAUCAGGGGGAGGAAUGUGAUGCUUAUGGGGGCAAUUUCAGUCUAUGUUCUAGCCCUGUGCAGCAUCAGAAUGCCCCUCCAGCUACCAGACCCCAGGAUGAUGAGCUUUUUGGCCAGACUUUCUUCCAGAAGCCAGACCUCAGUGUGUGUCAGAUAGUGCACAGUGGAGAAGACUCUGGGAAGUGUGAUAGCAAGAAAGCAGGCUGGGGGAAGGCUAUGCUUAACAACCCUCACAGAACAGCACUGCCAGCCAAGCCGUAUGCAUGUCGGGAGUGUGGGAAGGCCUUCAGCCAGAGCUCACACCUGCUGAGACACCUGGUGAUCCACACAGGGGAGAAACCCUAUGAAUGCUCUGAGUGUGGCAAGGCCUUCAGCCAGAGCUCACACUUACUGAGACACCAGGUCAUUCACACUGGGGAGAAGCCCUACGGGUGCCAGGAGUGUGGGAAAGCCUUCCGUCAGAGCUCAGCCCUCACACAGCAUCAGAAGACCCACACUGGCAAAAGGCCCUAUGAGUGUAGGGUGUGUGGGAAGGAUUUUAGCCGGAGUGCGAGCCUCCGGAAGCAUGAGCGCAUUCAUACUGGAGAGAAGCCAUACCAGUGCAAGGAGUGUGGAAAAGCCUUCAACCAGAGUUCAGGCCUGAGUCAGCACCGGAAAAUCCAUACCUUGAAGAAGCCCCAUGAGUGUGAACUUUGUGGAAAAGCCUUCUGUCACAGGUCCCACCUCAUUCGGCACCAGAGGAUCCAUACUGGGAAGAAACCUUACAAGUGUGAAGAGUGUGGGAAAGCCUUCAGCCAGAGUUCCAACCUGAUUGAGCACCGCAAGACCCACACAGGCGAGAAGCCCUACAAGUGCCACAAGUGCGGGAAAGCCUUCAGUCAGAGCUCCUCACUCAUUGAGCACCAGAGGAUCCACACAGGGGAGAAGCCCUAUGAGUGUGGCCAGUGCGGCAAGGCUUUCUGCCACAGCUCAGCCCUUAUCCAGCAUCAGAGGAUCCACACAGGGAAGAAGCCCUAUGCCUGCAAUGAGUGUGGGAAAGCCUUCCGGCAUCGGUCGGCCCUCAUUGAGCACUAUAAGACCCACACCAGGGAGAAACCUUACGAGUGCAAUACAUGUGGCAAGUCCUUCCGGGGCAGCUCACAUCUCAUCCGACACCAGAAAAUCCAUGCUGGAGAGAAGCUGUAG